Molecule: messenger RNA, 1299 nt
Organism: Lotus japonicus
Lineage: Eukaryota; Viridiplantae; Streptophyta; Magnoliopsida; Fabales; Fabaceae
Product: chloroplast envelope quinone oxidoreductase homolog
Exons: 4
Coding region: 132-1136 (334 amino acids)
Molecular function (GO): oxidoreductase activity
Source: RefSeq, a predicted model, not a curated record
UUGAUAUUGUUGACGUGGUGUCCAAGAACCGUAACCUGAUGCCACUACUUGUCUUCUUGCUAUCCACACCCUCACUCUAACCUCCAUUCUUCUUCUCUCUGCGUCUUUCCAAUUUCCAGUACAUUCUCGACAUGGGUAGCAAGCUCAUGCAUGCGGUUCAGUACAAUAGCUAUGGUGGAGGACCUUCUGCCUUAAAGCAAGUUGAAGUUCCCAUACCUGCUCCUAGUAAAGAUGAGGUUUUGAUUAAAUUGGAAGCUGCUAGCAUAAAUCCAUUUGAUUGGAAAGUACAGAUAGGCAAGUUGAGGCCACUAUUGCCCCGGAAGUUCCCAUACAUACCUGGCACUGAUAUAGCAGGAGAGGUCGUGGAAAUUGGUCAGGGUGUCAAGAAAUUCAAACCUGGUGACAAAGUUGUCGGCAUGGUUAACCCCUUUAGUGGUGGAGGAGCACUAGCCGAGUUUGCUGUUGUCAAGGAGUUUCUCACUGCUUCAAGACCAUCUGAAAUCAAGGCAUCCGAAUGUGCCGGCUUACCUGUUGCUGGUCUCACAGCACUCCAGGCACUCACCCAAUCCAUAGGGAUCAAACUUGACGGAAGCAGUGAACGGAAAAACAUUUUGAUCACCGCUGCCUCAGGUGGCGUAGGACACUACGCAGUUCAGCUUGCAAAGCUAGGAAACACUCAUGUCACUGCCACCUGUGGAGCUCGCAACGUCGAAUUGAUCAAAAGUUUAGGCGCUGAUGAGGUACUUGAUUACAAGACCCCGGCAGGCACUGCGUUGAAAAGUCCAUCCGGUAAGAAAUAUGAUGGAGUGGUCCACUGUGCAGAGGGCUUUCCUUGGUCCACUUUCGAGCCGAACUUGAGCGUGAACGGGAAGGUUGUGGACAUAACUCCUACUUUGAGUUCAAUGGCGACAUUUGCUCUGAAGAAACUUACCUUUUCCAAAAAGCAACUUGUGCCUUUGCUUUUAGUUCCAAAGGGGAAGGACCUUCAGUAUCUGGUGGAUUUGGUUAAGGAAGGAAAGCUUAGAACAGUUAUAGACUCCAAAUAUCCUCUAACCAAGGCUGCAGAUGCCUGGGCUAAGAGUAUUGAUGGUCAUGCAACUGGGAAAAUAGUUUUGAGCUCUAAAUGUGCACAAUAAUGCUGACUGUAUACAGUACAUUAUAUGAAUUUUAAGGAAUAUCUUGAUAUAAGAGAACCAUGUACAUGCUAUGCAAGAUCUCAAUAAUUUCCACGAAAAAGACAAGAUGAUGUGCCAUGUCUCCUCAACUUGUCUCGUAACAAUAUGCGUGGACUUCAAGUCA